UUAUUCCCUCAACAACAUAACCACUUUUUUUUUUUUUAUUUCUGUUUUAAAAAAAGAACUCACAUUUGAUUUCUUUCCUAACAGAAAUAAAUAAAGAAAUGUUGAAAUCAGGAAUUGGUAUUGAAGAAAGAAAACAGUUGAAAAAACCAGCUCAAGCUAGUUCAAGAAAAGGUUGUAUGAGAGGUAAAGGUGGUCCUGAAAAUGCAAGUUGCACAUACAAAGGUGUGAGACAGAGAACUUGGGGUAAAUGGGUUGCUGAAAUUCGUGAACCUAAUCGUGGUGCUCGUCUUUGGCUUGGUACUUUUGAAACUUCUCAUGAAGCUGCUUUAGCUUAUGAUGCUGCUGCUCGUAAGCUUUAUGGUUCUGAUGCUAAACUCAAUCUUCCAGAACUUUCUGUUACAACAAACUCCACAACCACCCAACAAAUUCCUCAAAUUAAUAUUCCUCAUAACAACAAUAAUAUUAAAAACUUUUCUGUUUCUUCAACCGUCCACAACAACAACUCGUGCUUCAACAAUAACAAUAACAAUACCAACAACUCUGUUUUCGGAGCCAUAUAUAGUAGUAGUGAUAAUUCCAUUGUUUCAAUCCCAUUGGAACAACAAGUAGUUGAAAGCAGUUAUACAAAGCACAUGGAUCAUAGUGAUUCCUUUUUUGGGACAGUGAAUUAUGAAUCAACUAUGCCUGUUGUUGAUGAUGAUUCAAUAUGGACAGAAGCUGCUAUGUCUUUAGAUGCUGCUAUUUCUAUGGAUUUUCCUAUGAUUUCUGAUGAUGAUGGAAUUUAUUCAACUGGAAAUUUUUCUGAAGUUGCUGCUUGGGAUUCUCUUCAAACUCCAUGGUGCAUGUAAAUCAACGUCAACAAUAAAUAUAUAUCAUCAUCAAUAAUAAUAAUAAUAAUAUAAUAAUAAUAAUAAUAUAAUAAUAAAAAAAUAGUAAUUAUAUAGUGUGUGUAUGUAUAUAUAUAUAUAUAAUAUAUGGUCUCCUUUAGGUGCAUAAGGAGUUAAAAGAUCAGAUGAGUUAGCAUACUAUAUAUUAUAGUGUGUAUAUAUUUAUGGUCUUUCUUUAGGUACAUAAGGAGUUAAAGAUGAGUUAGUAUACUAUAUAAUAAUAUUGACUGAAGAUCAUGACAUCGUGGUGAUUUUCUUAGCACUAUUGUCGUGGUUCUUUUUAGUAUCAAAUAUAUGUAUAUAUUACAUAUAAUUUCAAAUCUUCUUUCUUUUAUCAAGUUAUUUAUUCAA
Messenger RNA from Cicer arietinum (chickpea), 1238 nucleotides. RefSeq lists its product as uncharacterized. Lineage: Eukaryota; Viridiplantae; Streptophyta; Magnoliopsida; Fabales; Fabaceae. Gene Ontology annotation, molecular function: DNA-binding transcription factor activity; transcription cis-regulatory region binding. The record is from RefSeq and is a predicted model, not a curated record. Gene Ontology annotation, biological process: positive regulation of DNA-templated transcription; response to stress. Gene Ontology annotation, cellular component: nucleus.